AUGCAGCUCUGUUUGACACCCGCGCUGAAAAGGCUGAGAACCAGGUAUUGUCCCAAUAUUACGCUCGGCUUUUCUUUUCGUAAACCUUGUCUUCCAAAUACUUCCAUGUGCAACUUUCCCCAGUGCUCCCCGUACCACGCCAUCGGAGAGGAGACGUCUUCUAGAAACAGGGCAGGUAAGGGGUACAAAAACCGGAACGGGCCGAAGGGCCGAAUAGAGACCGCCGUACAUGAGGCCACAUGCAAAAUGGUGAGCGGGACGUUACGGAGUAUUACGGAACCACUUAGCAGAGGAUGUGCUCAUGCCCUCCGAGCUGGGCUCCGCGGGAGGGGUAUGAAAAGCGACUUGUUUACGCAGCCACACUACCGCACCGAAAGACCCUCACGACAGAAAAGAAGCGCUUUUAAUGACGUCCAUCCGCUGCGGGCCAGAACAGCAUAG
Molecule: messenger RNA, 441 nt
Organism: Saccharomyces paradoxus
Lineage: Eukaryota; Fungi; Ascomycota; Saccharomycetes; Saccharomycetales; Saccharomycetaceae
Exons: 2
Coding region: 1-441 (146 amino acids)
Source: RefSeq, a predicted model, not a curated record